UAUAGGAGGAUCAUGGAGUAUAUAAGGAGGAGUUCAUAGAGACCUAAGUCACCAGAUUCAUCCUCAUCACCUCACAUCACUGACCUUCGCAAAGCUUCCCAGCUGAUCAACAUUUUCAUUCUCUUUUUUGCCGAGCGCCCCGCUAGGUGACCCCCGAUUGAGACUAUCCCCCCCUUCGCUGAAAGACGACAACCGGACCUACUUAGUCUAGAUUCUUUACGAGAACGCCCAUCAUGGCUACCGCAAUGGGUGUCGAAACUGCCAAUGGCAUUUGGCUUGAUGCCUACGGGGUGCAAAUCCCACUUACGAUUGGCGGGCAACAGUACUUCUAUGGCCAGAAUCUGUCGACACGUAGUUUCUUCAUUUAGGAACUUCUCCCCAGCGGAAAAAUGGGUGCAGAAACUGAUAAUAGCCGCUUGGGAUACUCCUACGAUGUUCAAUUCCCCUUUACAAUCGGAGGCAAGGUCUUUAUUUACGGACAAAGCCUGACCGAUUUGAACUGGUUUAUUCAGGAGGUUGUCGCCGGUGGUAAAAUGGGUGCUCCGAUCUCUCACGGCUCCUGGAGUAUUGCAUAUCAAGUGCAGUUUCCAUUUGCCAUCAACGGCAUUCAGUAUUUCUACGGCCAGAGCCUCAAGACAAACAGCUGGUUCAUUAAGCAAAUUCUCUCUGAUGGGACAAUGGGUCCUGAAACUGAUCAUGGCACCUUCAGCAGCGCAUACGGGGUUCAGUCCCCAUUUUCCAUCGGCGGUGCUCAGUAUUUCCUUGGCCAGAACCUGAGCACAAACUACUGGUUCAUUCGGCAACUUCUACCUGGCGGCAAAAUGGGUCAAGAAACUAAUAAUGGCCAGUGGCUGAGCCCGUAUCAGGUGCAGUUUCCUUAUUCUAUUGAAGGCCAGCAAUAUUUCUAUGCCCAGGACAUGGACACACGCAAAUGGUUUAUCCAGUUUCUUCAGGAAGGCGGCAAAAUGGGGAUAGAGUUGCAAAACGGACAUUGGUUGGGAGCUUACCAAGUGCAGUUUCCCUUUGCUGUGGGCGGACAGCAAUACUUUUACGGGCAGAGCUUGACCAAGCUCAACUGGUUCAUUCAAACAUUGAACGCUUCGGGAUCUUAAUCACCUCAACAGCUAGCUAUCUCGGCAUGGGUUAAGCGAGAGGCUGAUUUUGGUUUUAUGUUAGGGAGGAAAGGCACUUUGUCGGUCAGAGGGAUUAGAUUGAAAGGUCGAGAAUAGCCCUGGGGGGUUUUUGAUUCGCUCGCCGGUUUUUUCCCCUCUACGGCUUUAUUUCUAUCCUUAAUUAAAGAGAUUAGUCACUGUGUAAAAACCUGUUAUUAUCCAC
Messenger RNA from Ilyonectria robusta, 1335 nucleotides. RefSeq lists its product as uncharacterized. The transcript is spliced from 2 exons. The record is from RefSeq and is a predicted model, not a curated record. Bases 390 to 1112 code for a protein of 240 amino acids. Lineage: Eukaryota; Fungi; Ascomycota; Sordariomycetes; Hypocreales; Nectriaceae.